Messenger RNA from Gasterosteus aculeatus aculeatus (three-spined stickleback), 1333 nucleotides. RefSeq names its product transcription factor HES-5. NCBI's taxonomy places the organism in Eukaryota, Metazoa, Chordata, Actinopteri, Perciformes, Gasterosteidae. Gene Ontology annotation, molecular function: DNA binding; protein dimerization activity. Gene Ontology annotation, biological process: regulation of DNA-templated transcription. The record is from RefSeq and is a predicted model, not a curated record.
AUGAAGGCAGCAGACAUCAGAUCCUCUCUGCAGAGACCUCUACAGCACAGAGAUCCACACAUGGCUCCUACAAUCACUGCAGCAAUGACCAACUCUCAGGAGCACCUGCCUCUGACCCACAAGCUCAGGAAGCCUCUGGUGGAGAAGUUACGCAGAGAGAGAAUCAACAGCAGCAUUGAGCAGCUCAAGUCUCUCCUGGAUCCAGAGUUCCUCAAACAGCAGCCAGACUCCAAGCUGGAGAAGGCCGACAUCCUGGAGAUGACCGUUUGUGUGCUGAGACGACUGCAGCAGCAGAAUCGUCAGGCUGUGGACUCAGCAGCUGUUGGACAGGGCUACUCCAGAUGUGUCCAAGAGGUGACCCACUUCCUGCGUGAGGAGCAGGUGGAGACACAGUCCCAGAGAAGACUGCUGAACCACUUCAACAAGCUGCAGUCUUCCUGUGAGAAGAAGCUGAGAGAGGCUGACUUCUCUCCUCUGAGCUCCACAGUCCAGACCAGCAGCAGCAAAGACAAGAGUCCAGUGAGCAGCGCCCCCUGGAGGCCGUGGUAGACUCCCGAGGACUUCAGGGGGAGCUCAUAAGCGAGAGGAACAUCUGUGCUGUCGUACUUUAAACCUCCUCAUUCUCGAGGUGGACUCGUUUGGAAGAGUUGUUGCACAUGUUACUGUUUACCUUUUGUAAAGGUCACAUUCUGAUGGUCUGUGAUAUUUGCAGGUUCGCUACUACUUUGUUCGUCAAAGAUUUAGUCACUUAUUGCAGCUGUUAUUCUGUGAAGUAAACGUCAUCGUUCCCCAUGGGAAUGCCUGUCAUUGUUUUUAAAUUACUUAUACGGAUAUUUCCCAUCACUGGGAUAUGUUUGUAUUUUAUCUUGUUUCUGUGAAAAUAUUGAGCAGCAUAGAUUCGUAUUCUAUGAAUUCCUAAUUUUCUUGUAUUCAUUCAUGAAUACAAUCAGGUGUUUAGCCCGUAUCGGCCAGAAUGAUCACAACUGCCUUAAAGUCCUAUAAGUCUGAGUUUUACAUCAAGAUUCAUUCUCUGAAUUGGACAUCUGCAUAGCUACUCUUUGGUGGCACUUUCUUGUUUUUACUCUGUAAAAGAAUAUUGACCCAUGUUGGGUUUUGAAUAUGUCUUCCCUGUUGCCAACAUUCUUUCUUGUUUUAAGUGAGAAUGAUUAUCUUGGAGUUAUUUCUCUCUCAGUGUAAGAGAGUUCACAGUGUAUUUGUUUUUGUAAUCUACCUGAGUACAGUGUUUUCCACUGUGAUGCAUCAUCACCACUAGUGCCUCUAUGAUGUGACCCAUUCAAGAUCUUUGAAUAAAAAACAUCAACUGAACUAUCGA